GACAUAGUCGUAUGAAUAAAGUAGAGGAAUGAAAUGAAGGCAUGUAAUUUUGCAAGUUUGUAAAAGAAGGGUUUUCAGAUGUGCCGAAUUUGCAGCUCCUGGGUGCACAGUUGAGCAAUGACUGACCGAUUGACCAUAGAGCAUUAUGUGGGCGAGGCUUUCGUUAAGUGCGGACAGGUCAUUCUGGGCUCGCGCGUCCUUGCUUCCGCUGCCAGAACGCCUGCACAGCAAAGGCCCGCUCGUGACAAGAGAGCUGGAAGAUGGUUCCUGCUGGAGCUGGAUGAGGUGGACUUGAAGGACGUCGGCAGGGACGUGGAGGCGUGGCGCAAGGACAUCUCCAACCCCCUUGUCGUCGAGGUCCACCUGACUCAGCAGGCCGCGGCUUCAGUGGCUGCGGCGGCUGCGGCGGCCGGUACCCGGGCUGGGAGCACGGGCUCGGAUGGCGGCGUGGGGGCGAUUGAGAGCCUUGCCGCGGCCGGCGCUGAUGUGUUGUUGGAGCGCUGGACGCUGGAGUUUGUGCGCGGGCCGCCGCCGGGGAGUGGCAGUGGCAUGGCGGGAGCCGGCGGCGGCAGUGGCGGCACACGCACCUACCUGGAUGAGGCGUCCGUGUACAAGCGCCUGAUCCUGCUGGUGCGCUCGUUGUACAGCUACAGCCGCAUCCUACCCGCCUACAAGCUGUUUCGGGCGGCAAAGCGCAACGUGAGCAGCGAGCAGCAGCAACCGCCCCCGCCGCCCCUCACAUGCCGCGUGCUCAAGUCGCUGACACCGUCGCAGGGCGGGUCAACCAUCGGCGGCGCUGGUCCGGCCGCCUCAGUGGCAGCAGCAGCCUCCUCGCUACAGCCGCGGCUGCAGCAGUUUAUGUUUGCCCCCGUGGACACGCCAGGCGGCACCUUUCGGGUGGCUGUCGCACACAGCGCCGCCGCCGGCGCGCUGGCGGCGGAGGCAGCCGCGGCCUUCAGCUGUGCAGCCGCGGCGUCCGUCCCGCCCUCGGCGCCCUUCACCAUACACGAAAACUACGUGUCUCCUGCCGGCGCUGGCGGGGCGGGCGCCACCGGCACCGGCAGGCCGCCGGCCAGCGCGGCAGUGGCAGUAGCAGGCGGCGGCCGGCAGCAGCAGCACCACCACCAGCACCCCAUGCCCAGCACCAGUGCUCCGUCGGCGUCGGCGGGCAUGGGCAGGUCGGGCGGGCGGCCGUCCACGGGCCAGGGGCACUCGGGGGCGCCACUCGCGGCGGGAGGCUACCCGGGGGCCGCCGGACGCAGCCCUCCAGACUCGCUGCUCCGGGGGAGCCCGGCCCUGCCACCGGGCGCACGUGGGCCGUACCCAGGGGCGGCACCUGGCGCGGCGGGUGCGGGAGGCGGCGGAGGCGGCUCGGCGGCGCCUGCGCAGCCCAUUGUGCGGCAGAGCUGGAGCAGCAAGGAAAUGAAGGUUUCGUUCUCGCUGCCUCCGCCUCUGGGCAGCCCGGGCGGCCCGGGUGUCGGUAUGGGUGGUGCAGGUGGAGGUGAGGGUGGUGGAGGAGGCGGGCAGGCGAUGCUGUUCCGUCGCUCCAGCUCAGGGUAUGGCAGCAACGCCUCCACGCCGCCCAUGCAGUCGCCCAUGCACUCCGGCCGCCUGCCCUCCAACGCAGCGGCAGUAGCAGCCCUGCCCGGCACCUCAGCACCUGCCUCCGCCAGCUACAGCCGGCCGCCUCCGGCCCCCCCACAAGGACCCGCACACGCACCACAGCACCCUCCCCCUCAACAGCACCCGGCCAUUACCACUGCCGGCAGCAGUAGCAGUAGCAUGCAACCGGAAUCAGCGGCGGCGGCAGUAGCAACAGCGGCAGCAGCUGCAGGCGGCGGCGGCGGUGGCAAGCCGCCAGCGGCAGCCUCGGCCUUCGGGACGCCUGCGCUGCAGCAAACGGAUGCUACUGCCGCAACAGGCGAUGUCGCGACAGCGCGGCAGCGGCAGGAGGCGGCGGCGGCGGGGGAGGGCGGCGGCGGCAGCGCUGGCAUGGGCGCGGGCAGCGGCAGCGGCAAUGCGGCGGGGGCGGCCAAGGGCGGCUCUGGCGCCAGCUCGGGUUCGGGGCCCGAGCGGGCGCCCUCCGCGCCUGUCAGCAUCCCGAAAGCCUCCUCACGCACGCGCUCCGUAAACGACCUGCGCGCCCCGGCGGUGUACGGCGGUUUCGAGGUGCACCCCGCAGUCGCCGCCGCCGCCGCCUCCUCCCGCUCUGCCGCCGCCGCGGCCGCCGCCGCCGCAGCGGCAGGCGGUGACGGCGCGGCGUCCGUCGGCGAGGCGGUGGCGGCGGCCGCGGCCGCGGCUGAGGCCCACCACCGUCUGGCGCCCGGCAGCGCUCCCGCAGCGCCGCGUGGCAUGUUGGGUCUUGCUCUGGGGGCGCUGCAGCAACAACAGCAGCAGCAGCAGGCUGGCAAGGCGGCAGGCGGGCGGGGCGCUCCGGGUAGCAGAGCUGGGAGUGGCGACGCUUCCGGCGAGGGCGGCGGCGGCAGCGACGAUGCAGUGGUGGCGGCGGUGGCAGCAGCACUCACCGCCGGCGGCCAGGCAAGCGGCGGCGUUGGCUCUGUGACGUCAGCGGCAGCUGUUGUGACGGGGUCAGGAGCAGCGACAGUGGGGUCCAUGCCGCACACGAGCGGCCGGCCGCCGACGCACCCCAGCCACGCAGUGCCCGGGAGACCGCGACAGAGCUCUGGCGGCGGCGCAGCCGCCACCGGCGCUGCCGGCGCCUUGUCACCCACCAAACCCGACGCUGCCGCCGCCGCCGCCGCCGCCUCGGCCGCCGCCGCCGCCGCCGGGAUCGCCGCCGGCCGUCAGGCGCUCGCCUUGGUUCGUGCCGGCGGCGCCUCCGGCCCCAUCGCGCCCCACCUAGCCGCCGCCGCCGCCGCCGCAGCCGCAGCCGCCGCCAACCCCGGCGCGGUGACCAUCAUCAACCCCUACCACCACUACCACCACCAGCGCCACACCUCGGCGCCGUAUGGCGCCGGCGGCAGCCCCUACGCGCUCGGCUCCGGCGGACUGCCCAUCAGCAGCCCCACCGCCGGCGUGGGUCUGGGCGUGGCGAUGCCGGUGGUGGGCGUGGGCGUGGCGGUGGGCUCGCUGCCCCCGUACGGCAGUCCGCAGCUGCCGUUCGCGUUCACGCCCUCCGCCCAGUCCAUGUCACUAGCCUCCCUGCACCAGGUCAUGGUCCCCCUAGGCUACAUGGGCGGCGGCGGCGGCGGCGGCCACGGCGGCGGCGGCCCCAGCGGCGGCACGCCGCGCUCGCUGGCGGCGGCCGGCGGCGGCGGCCCCUCGGGCGUGGGCCCGGGAGCACUGGUGGUGGGCAGUGGCGGCGGUGGCGGCGGCGGCGGCGGCGGCGCGGUGUCGGGUCGCGACAUCACGUGCCUGGCCACCAUCCGGCGGCCCUCGUGGGGCAGCCGCAGCGGCUCGCUGGACCCCGGGUCCCUGGCCUCCGCCGGGGCACUGGGCGCACACGCAGGCGCGCUCAUCCCGAACCUGCUGCCGCUGCAUGACCUGCUUGACGGGUCCACGCCCUCCACGCCCGGCGGCGCCGCCGCCGGCACGCCGCCGCACGCCCACCGCCACCUCCGCGGCGGCAGCGGCGCCGCCGCAUCUGGCGCCGCCGCCGCCGCCGCCACUGCUGCUGGCGGCGGCUCCAGCGGCAAGCGCGGCGACGGGUCCGAAGGUGCUGGCGGCGGCGGCGACGGCGGCCGCGCGGGCACGGGCAGUGGCGGCGCGGACGGGCCGCCAGGGGCACGGCGUGAGCCGUCCACGUCGUCUGCGAUCUUCAGCUUCAGCCCGCCGUCUGGGCCCACGUCUGGAGCGGUUGCCGCGAUUGGCCGCAGCGUUGGCGGCCGCAGCGGCGGUGUCGGCGGCGGCUCCUCCACUGGCGACUCCGCCGUCGCCACGCCCACCCACCACCGCGCCAGCUCGGGCGGGCGAAUGCUGGACGGCGGCGGCGGCGGCGGUGGUCGUGGCGCGGAUGACGGUGACGGCGGCAGCGCUUCAGGCUCUGCAGCCGCUGGUGACAACGCCGCCGCGGAGGCGGCGGAAGCCAGCAAGUUCGGCGGAGGUGCUGCGGCUGCAGGGCAGGAAGACGUGUCUGCAGACCAGGGCGGCGGCGCCGCUGCCGAGACGUCCGCUGCCGCUGCCGCCGCUGGCAGCGCUACUGCCGCCACCACAGGAGGGGCCGCGGCCGCGGCAGCGGCCGCUGCUGCCGCCUCCCUCCUUGACCAGCACCACCACCAGCAGCAGCAGCACCACCAGCACCACCACCUGGGCGGGCUGGGUCGCGAGGACAGCGAGUCCGACCUGCUGCCGUUCGCGCUGGACUCGGACGGACUGCACAUGCCGCCGCUCAUGACGCACGUGGCGGCGGCGCCAGCCGGAGGCGGCGGCGGGGCGGCUGGCGGCGGUGGCGGCGGCGGCGCUGGCGGGCGCCCUCCGAUGGGCCCCUUCGAGCUGUCGCUUGGCCUCGCUCAGGCGCGGGAGCGGGACGUGGCGGUGGGCGCCUUCGUGCGGCUGAUGACGGAGGCGGCGCCGCUGGCCGCGCCGCACGGCCACCCCUCCGCCAGGGAGUUCACGGGCCGACAGGCGCUGGACGAGCUGGCAGAUCUUCGGGACUGCCUUCGGGCGGCGCUGGCGGCGGCUGCGGCCGAUGGCGACCUGUAGCUUGCGUGCAGCAGCUGAGGUCACGGGCGUGGGAGGCACGUGGGAGGCACGGGAGGUAUGGACAUCGCAGGGGGAGUGGGUGAAGGAGGUAUGUACGUUACACGUGCGGGUGCGGCGAAGCACCUCGGUGUUGUUGUAGUAUUAUGUGGCGGUUUUCAGCCACACAGUGUACCGCUACCCGGAAGGGCUUUUGCUGUAGUACGUGUACGGUAAUCCCUAAUUGUACGAUACGGAGGAAGCCCUCCUGAAAGGGUGUGCUGGCUGAGGCGUGUUGCGCCCGACGUCCGCUCGGGCGUUUGGCUCCAGGCGACGGCGCGGCUUCAUGAUCUGGAUUGCUACGCUUGUACUAAAGACGUUUGAAGGCUGUAAUUUACUCAAGAGAGCGUGAGCUGGUGGGAGGAGUGUGUGUGUUGAGACAGCUGUGGGUCGGCGUGGCGUGUGGGAUGUGGCACGGUGUGUGUGUGUGUGUGGUAGGUGCCGAUAGCAGGUCGCCAUUCACGUGCAGGCUGUUCAAAAUGAGAUGGUGGCUCGUGGCUCAUCGGAGCAUCGUGCCUUCAACAGCCCAUGAACAGUCUAGAAUGUACGGUAAAUUUGC
This is a messenger RNA of Chlamydomonas reinhardtii, 5257 nucleotides long. RefSeq lists its product as uncharacterized. The record is from RefSeq and is a predicted model, not a curated record. Gene Ontology annotation, biological process: autophagosome assembly; piecemeal microautophagy of the nucleus; mitophagy. The transcript has 16 exons. The coding region runs from base 118 to 4662 and encodes 1514 amino acids. Gene Ontology annotation, cellular component: phagophore assembly site; Atg1/ULK1 kinase complex; cytosol. Lineage: Eukaryota; Viridiplantae; Chlorophyta; Chlorophyceae; Chlamydomonadales; Chlamydomonadaceae.